Molecule: messenger RNA, 633 nt
Organism: Trematosphaeria pertusa
Lineage: Eukaryota; Fungi; Ascomycota; Dothideomycetes; Pleosporales; Trematosphaeriaceae
Exons: 1
Coding region: 90-572 (160 amino acids)
Source: RefSeq, a predicted model, not a curated record
GCGUCGACCACGCCCGCCACAACUCCGGUAGAGACGGCGGGUAACGAGAGCCGCUUGCUCCGGAAUAUCUAUAUGGGUUGUGCGAACUUAUGAUGAAAAGACGAACCCCCUUCCCGGUACCUACAAUCCGAAGACCACCCGCUGACCCAUCCCCCAGCGCCUCGCCUGGCCCCAUGUGCCACCGAUCCGCCCAGAAACGCUAUGCCACGCAACGGACUGCAAUAGAUCACGAAAGCCGGGGUGCGAAAAAGACAAAGCUCGAAGGUACUGUGCAGCGCAAGAAACGAGGAAGAUCAGGCAGUCUGGGAAGGAAAGAUGGGAGGACGCAAAAUCAAGAAAGGACACAUUUGAAGAAAGAAAGUGAAGAAGACUCCUCCCGGGACAAAUCCAAGAAAGGACCAGCAAGCCUGCCUGUGUGCCACCCGUAUCCGUACUUUUCCCGCCAGGCUUUUGAAAGUUUUGAUGCCCCGAACACCAUCAGUCCCGAAGGUAUCAAACACCAUUGCCGAGAUCUCCAAUCUAUAGUCUCUGCCGUUCCAUGCCAGAGAGCCCGCAAAUGCCACAGAUCUUAACCAGUCUGAAGAACCCACAAAUCGUUCUUACCCGCGCCGACCUUGCCAAAGAAGCCGUCCC